AUGGUGGCCCGUGCUCUUGUGUUGGUGAUGAUGUGUCGAGGCGUGUUGCUGUCUGUCGGAGACCCGCCGCCGUCCCGUCGGGAGAUCCGCAUUGAAGGUGACCUGGUGCUGGGCGGCCUGUUCCCUGUGCAUGAGAAAGGAGGCGGCAUGGAGGAGUGCGGCCGUGUCAACGAGGACCGAGGAAUCCAGAGAUUGGAGGCCAUGCUGUUUGCUAUCGACGCCAUCAACCGGGAUCCUAUUCUAUUGCCCGGGGUCUCGCUUGGCGUCCAUAUCCUGGACACGUGCUCCCGAGAUACCUACGCACUGGAGCAGGCGCUGGAGUUUGUGCGCGCGUCUCUCACCAAGGUGGACGACUCAGAGUUCAUCUGUCCAGACGGCUCUUACGCUUUGCAGGAUGACAACCCACUCGCCAUCGCUGGCGUCAUCGGCGGUUCCUUCAGCAGCGUCUCCAUCCAGGUUGCCAACCUUCUCAGGCUCUUCCAGAUCCCCCAAAUAAGCUACGCGUCCACCAGCGCCAAGCUCAGCGACAAAACCCGAUACGACUACUUUGCCCGCACCGUGCCACCCGACUUCUACCAGGCCAAGGCCAUGGCGGAGAUCCUGCGCUUUUUCAAUUGGACCUACGUCUCCACGGUGGCGUCGGAGGGUGACUAUGGCGAAACGGGCAUUGAAGCCUUUGAGCAGGAGGCCCGCAUGAGGAAUAUCUGCAUUGCCACGUCGGAGAAAGUGGGACGUUCCAACGCCAAGAAGUCAUACGAAGCCGUAAUCCGCCAGCUCCUCCAGAAGCCCAACGCCCGUGUGGCCGUCCUGUUCCUGCGUAGUGACGAUGCCCGAGAAUUGCUGGCCGCUGCCGCCGGGCUCAACGCCUCCUUCAUCUGGGUGGCCAGCGAUGGCUGGGGGGCGCAGGAAAGCAUCGUUAAGGGCAAUGAGGUGACCGCCGAAGGAGCCAUCACAUUGGAGCUAUCCGCCAACCACGUGCCAGAGUUCAACCGCUACUUCCUCAGUCUGAACCCCUAUAAAAACCUCCGCAACCCCUGGUUCAAGGAAUUCUGGGAGCAGCGCUUCCAGUGCUCACUGGGCAACGGUGGAGGGGAAGCGCCUCUGAGCCCCUGCGACAAGGACCUAUCCAUGGACAAGGUCAACUUUGAGCCUGAGUCCAAGAUCAUGUUUGUGGUAAACGCGGUGUAUGCCAUGGCCUACGCCCUGAACAAUAUGCAGCGCAGCCUCUGCUUCAACACCAGCACGCUGUGCGACAACAUGAAGGCCUUGGAUGGCCGCAGACUCUACCGAGACUUCAUCUUGAACGUCAGCUUCACAGCCCCGUUCUCCCCCGCCGGCAGCGAGACGGCCGUCAAAUUCGACUCCCAGGGUGACGGCGUGGGCCGCUACAACAUCUUCAGCUACCAGCGCUCAGGCGAGCGCUUCGCUUACGUGCCGGUCGGCGAAUGGGCCGAGAGUCUGAGUCUUAAUGGCGCUCUGAUUCAGUGGCCCAAGGAGGCGGCACCCAGCUCGCAGUGCAGUGACCCUUGUGAGCGCAAUGAGAUGAAGAAAAUGCAGGCAGGCGAGUACUGCUGCUGGAUCUGCACCGCAUGCGAGCCUCAUGAAUACUUGGCCGACGAGUUCACAUGCUCGCCCUGCGCUCCGGGUCAGUGGCCCACCGACGACCUGACAUCCUGCUACGAGCUCCCUGAGGAUUACAUCAUGUGGGAAGACGCGUGGGCCAUCGGGCCUAUUACCAUCGCCUGUGUGGGCUUCAUGUGCACGGGCUUGGUGCUGUGGGUGUUGGUCCGCCACAACGACACACCGCUGGUGAAGGCGUCAGGCCGCGAGCUGUGCUACAUUCUCCUCCUGGGCGUCUUCAUGUCGUACACCAUGACCUUUCUUUUCUUGGCCAAGCCGUCUCCGGCCAUCUGCGCUCUGCGCCGCCUCGGCCUGGGCACAUCCUUCGCCGUCUGCUAUGCGGCGCUGCUCACCAAGACCAACCGCAUCGCCAGGAUCUUCGGCGGUGUCAAGGACGGAGCGGGCGCGGCCAGGCCACGCUUCAUCAGCCCGUCUUCUCAGGUCUUCAUUUGCUUGAGCCUGAUUUCGGUGCAGUUAGUGAUGGUGUCCGUGUGGCUGUUGCUGGAAGUUCCAGGCACGCGACGCUUCACGUUACCCGAGCGCCGGCAGACGGUCAUCCUCAAGUGCAAUGUGCGCGACGCCAGCAUGCUGCUGUCGCUCAGCUACGACGUACUCCUGGUCAUCCUGUGUACUGUAUAUGCCUUCAAGACCAGGAAGUGCCCCGAGAACUUCAACGAGGCCAAAUUUAUUGGCUUCACCAUGUACACUACCUGCAUCAUCUGGCUGGCCUUUCUGCCCAUCUUCUAUGUCACAUCCAGUGACUACAGAGUCCAGACGACCACCAUGUGCAUCUCGGUGAGCCUCAGCGGUUUUGUGGUGCUCGGCUGCAUGUUUGCCCCCAAGGUUCACAUCAUCAUGUUCCAGCCCCAGAAGAACGUUACCAGUCACAGGCUUAACCUCAACCGCUUCAGUGUUAGCGGGGCAGCCGCCGCAUCCUACGCCUCUCACGUUUCCGUCAGCGCCCAUUACGUCCCAACCGUGUGCAACGGCAGAGAGAUUGUCGAUUCUACUACUUCAUCUCUGUGA
Messenger RNA from Syngnathus typhle (broad-nosed pipefish), 2646 nucleotides. RefSeq names its product glutamate receptor, metabotropic 3 (gene grm3). The record is from RefSeq and is a predicted model, not a curated record. Gene Ontology annotation, biological process: regulation of synaptic transmission, glutamatergic; G protein-coupled glutamate receptor signaling pathway. Lineage: Eukaryota; Metazoa; Chordata; Actinopteri; Syngnathiformes; Syngnathidae. Bases 1 to 2646 code for a protein of 881 amino acids. Gene Ontology annotation, molecular function: group II metabotropic glutamate receptor activity. Gene Ontology annotation, cellular component: membrane. The transcript has 11 exons.